AUGAACAACCCACAGGAACGACACAACAAUGUUCACUUUCUAGCCAUUGCCGAUAUGGCCACCCCUACAUCAGCUUCUCCUCAGACCCUGGCUGACUCGGCGCCACAGCGCACUCAGCACAACUCUAUAUACACUCCACGUGGUUUAUUCAAUCAAGUGACGUUGCCAAACCCUUCGCACCUUCAACUCUCUCUCGCUAAACGAAGAACUAAAGCAGAUCAGCGGCUGCUCUCCGAAUUCGGUCUUACGAAGAAUACUCCCAUGCGUCGCUCUAGUCACAACGCAAUGGGAAAAAGGAUGUUCUUCCUGCUCUCAGGACAUCAUCAUAUGCAGAAAGUGGUGCCUCCCUCUUACGAGCAUGCCCUACAGCUAGACAAGAAGGCCUUGCUUGUGUCGCAGUACCGCUUGCCCUCGUUCCGAGAGGGAUUUUCACACUGGAUCCAGGACACCAGUCUCAUGGACCCAAUGCAAUCGGAGAUCACGGUCGAUAGACUCUCCCGUGGGCAGGAGAUUUCGGGGUUACAUUUGCCAAGCAUUGUAACAUUGCUUAAGAGGGAAUGGUAUUGA
Letharia columbiana is the source of this 567-nucleotide messenger RNA. RefSeq lists its product as uncharacterized. The record is from RefSeq and is a predicted model, not a curated record. The transcript has a single exon. The coding region runs from base 1 to 567 and encodes 188 amino acids. NCBI's taxonomy places the organism in Eukaryota, Fungi, Ascomycota, Lecanoromycetes, Lecanorales, Parmeliaceae.